AAACCAGCUGAGGUCGUCUGUCAAAUAUCGUGACGUCAAAAAGUUUCCCUCCCCCACGAGAGGCCUUUCUGUUCCUCAUCUGAUCAGCUGACUUGAAUGUGAUGCUGCUGGAAAGACCUCUAGUCUUACAAUUAUGAAUAUUGAACCACAGGAAUUGUACGGUAGUAAUUGAUUAGUGUUCGAAUAGUUUUGUCAUUAGAUCUCAGCACCCAUCUCUGUCCAUUUCGUUUUGAGCCUGUAGUCAUCAGUGUAUAGCUAUAACCAUGACAGAGUUCUGGUUGAUCUCAGCUCCUGGAGAGAAGACCUGCCAGCAGACAUGGGACCAGAUGAUGGUGGCUACCACCCGCAACAACAACCUGUCCACCAACCACAAGUUCAACAUCCCAGACCUCAAGGUGGGGACGCUAGAUGUGUUAGUUGGGCUGUCAGAUGACCUGGCCAAACUGGACUCCUUUAUUGAAGGUGUGGUGAAGAAGGUGUCUCAGUACAUGGCUGAUGUGUUGGAGGACAGCCGAGACAAAGUCCAGGAGAACCUGCUGGCCAACGGAGUGGAUCUGGUGACCUACAUCACACGGUUUCAGUGGGACAUGGCCAAGUACCCCAUCAAGCAGUCACUGAAGAACAUCUCUGAUAUCAUAUCCAAGCAAGUAAGCCAGAUUGACAACGACCUGAAGGCUAGAGCGUCUGCCUACAACAACCUGAAAGGGAACCUGCAGAAUCUGGAGAGAAAGAACGCGGGGAGCCUGCUGACCAGGAGUCUGGCUGACAUUGUCAAGAAGGAGGACUUUGUGAUUGACUCAGAGUAUCUGAUCACUAUGCUGGUGGUUGUACCAAAGACGAGUUAUGCUGACUGGCAGAAGACCUAUGAAACGUUGUCUGAAAUGGUGGUACCCCGAUCCACUAACCUGCUGUUUGAGGACCAUGACAGUGGUCUGUUCAGCGUCACUCUAUUCAGGAAGGCCAUUGAUGACUUCAGACACAAGGCCAGAGAGAACAAGUACACAGUCAGGGACUUCCAGUACAACGAGCAGGAGAUGAAUGCGGACAAAGAAGAGAUGACACGUCUCUCCACAGACAAGAAGAAGCAGUUUGGGCCACUGGUGCGAUGGUUGAAAGUGAACUUCAGUGAGGCCUUCAUCGCAUGGAUUCACAUCAAGGCUCUGAGGGUCUUUGUGGAGUCUGUCUUAAGAUAUGGGCUGCCUGUGAACUUCCAGGCCAUGCUGCUCCAGCCCAACAAGAAGAACAUGAAGAAACUGAGGGAGGUUCUCAAUGACCUAUACAAACACCUGGACAGCAGCGCUGCAGCUGUCAUUGAUUCUGCCAUGGAUAUCCCUGGUCUGAACCUGAGCCAGCAGGAGUACUACCCUUAUGUUUACUACAAGAUAGACUGCAACCUGCUGGACUUUAAAUAGAUUUUCACUGUACCUGACCCCUCUGUUCUGUCUUGUCUUUAUGCUGAGUACCCACUAACUUGUGUUUUCCUGUAAAUCUUUCUCCCAGUCUUGCUCUUUUCUCCUUUCUCUGCCCUGCUAUCUCUCCUCUCUAAUCGUCCUCUCCUCUGCUCUCCUCAUGUCUGGGUGAUACUGUUUAUCCUUGCUCUCCUCAGAUGUGCAUGCUCAUUCCUUGUGGUUUAAAGCACUUAGUGACCCCCUCCAUCUGUACAAACUGAGGACAAACAAUGGCUUGAUGUAAAUUUAGUUGGUUUUGUUUACAGAUUUUUUUUAAAACAGCAUAAUCAAAGUACACUGUAUUUAAACGCCCAGUGCAGUCAAAAUUUUGAUGUUCCUGUGUUUUUAUAUAGAUUUCCACACUGAGGUCGGAACGAUAUUGUGGAAUAAGGCCAUUUUAGUGUAAGAUAGAAAUUUCAGCCUGUUUUGGUGGGAUGGAGUUUUCGGGUGACUAAUUAAUUAAUAGAACAAUAUGAAAUUGUUCCAAACCUCUGUUAAUAACAGCUAGUUUACAUUUUUCCAUCCCCAAUCCAAAAACAUUCCUAGUCAAAUUCUUCCUUGAGAAAUUGCUCAUGCUAAAAUCCUAUUUUUUUUGUUACUUUUUGACCAUUUUGAACAUUUUAAUUGAAAACAAUCACAGUAUUUAAUUGUUACCCAGAAAUUAUUUGAUGUUGAGAUAAAACGGCUGCAUUGGGCCUUUAACUGUGUGCUGAAACGAAUAAGAUCUCUAAAUAUUUAUUUCUGGUAGUUUAUGCAUUUUCAAUCAUUCCACGUCUGUGUUGUGCAUAUUGAUAGCUACAUCUUUGAGUGGUACUAUUCAUAGAUACUUGUGUAUGUGACCAAUUUGUUCUUUUACCUGCACAUCUAAGCACAUCUGGUACAUGUUCAUGAGGUAUUGGUUCACCUUGGCAACAAAUAGUGUUACAAAGAUGCUAUAUUUGUGUGUUAUCUCAUGUUGUGUAUAUUUGAUGUUAAAAGAGAUAUAUGAAUGUGUAAGCAUUGUCUAUGCUAUGAAUAGAUAAAACAGUCAAUAUGAAGAAAA
Molecule: messenger RNA, 2490 nt
Organism: Oncorhynchus kisutch (coho salmon)
Lineage: Eukaryota; Metazoa; Chordata; Actinopteri; Salmoniformes; Salmonidae
Product: V-type proton ATPase subunit C 1-A
Exons: 13
Coding region: 264-1412 (382 amino acids)
Biological process (GO): proton transmembrane transport
Cellular component (GO): lysosomal membrane; vacuolar proton-transporting V-type ATPase, V1 domain
Molecular function (GO): proton-transporting ATPase activity, rotational mechanism
Source: RefSeq, a predicted model, not a curated record